Molecule: messenger RNA, 858 nt
Organism: Helobdella robusta
Lineage: Eukaryota; Metazoa; Annelida; Clitellata; Rhynchobdellida; Glossiphoniidae
Exons: 6
Coding region: 1-858 (285 amino acids)
Source: RefSeq, a predicted model, not a curated record
AUGAAAGCUGUUAGCCUUUAUGAAAAGGAAAGUUUCAAAGGGGAGACCAGCCACCCGCGCUGGCUCAAGAGGUCAGGAUUCUUGGCCAUCAUCCUUUCCAUCGUCAUCAUCGUUCUGGGAGUGACCAACACCAUGUUGGCUGCCAUGAGAAUGGAACCUAUGACCUCCCUAUCUUACUACCCCAUCAACUUCGCCUACGUUGCUGCUGGCAUCUGGACUCCUCUUACGGCAUUUUUAACUGGCUUGUUUGCAGUCGGCGCUGGGGGGUUGAAGUUCAGACUUGCCCUAACCUCGCUACUUGCAUGCACUAUCUUCCUACCUAUCCUCAUAGCAAUCUCUUCCGUUGAGAUCAGACAGCUUCUCGUUAUGGCCUCCUACGUGAGGGAAUUUUUUCCAAAUUUAUUGAAUUUAAAAUUACGUAUAUAUAAGGACCUGACGAAAACUCCUCAAAGAUACGCCAUUGUGGUCAGCAUCCUUGCUAUCGCCGUCGUCCUAUUCCUCGUCUGCCUCUCCAUCAUGGUCAUCGUCUUCUUCUGUACCCUGGCCACUGACGAGGAUGAACUGAAUUUGACUCAAGAAACCAGCAACCCUUCAGACAGCCAGGAUGUUUCCGUCCUUCCGAUAACAUCACACACAUUGUCGCCAUUUGCAUAUACACCCUUUCCCACACCACCGAAAUUGAUGGCAAGAGCAGCUCCCUCCAAUUACGCGGUAACUCCAACCACGCAAACGGACUACAAAGUGGUCCAACUAGUUCCCAACAGCUACCCUGCUACGCCAGUUUCUCCAAACUACAUGGUCUCCAACAUGCCCCUCGCCUACCAAAAUGCAGCCGGUUUGAAGGUUUACAUGCAGUGA